CUUUGAGCUCUCUGUCUUAGUGACAGUUGGUGAAAAAGCAUUGCUGAUUACAGACCUAAAGGAAUUAUUGGCAAGCACCAGCAUGAAGACUCUUAGUAUUUCAAAAUCUUUUCAUUCCCAGUCAAGAUGCCUUCAAUCUGCUUAAAGAAUAAAAAACUUCUCUGCAACAAAACUGUUAAGUCUACAAACGGUUCGUCUUGUGACUUAAUCAACCUCAGGUCAGAAGCAGACUCAUUUUUCAACUACUUCAUACCUCGCCUUGGAGUGCAAAUGUAAGCUUUGGACGUUUCAUUCCAUCUGCCUUUGAGGUUCAGUUGACAAUAAUAAGUGAAGCUUCUGGGUUCUUGGACUACACAUGCUCUCUUUUCAAGAACAAUUGUUAUGACAACCAGUAGCCCCUCAUGCCGGACACCCAUUGGUAGCAACCGCAUGCGUCGUUAUCCAAUGGCUCCUUUCCCUUUUGUCUUCCCUCCUUUAUUUGGUGGGUUCUCAUCGCCCGCAGCAAACGGACUUCAGAACCAUCGGCCUACAAGUGGAUGUAGUACCCCUUCUCCUGCAACAAUUGAAACACAGAGUACCAGUUCUGAAGAGAUUGUACCAAGUCCACCAUCGCCAAUUCCACCCCCACGAGUGUACAAACCUUGCUUUGUCUGUCAGGACAAGUCAUCAGGCUAUCAUUAUGGAGUCAGUGCCUGUGAAGGAUGCAAGGGAUUCUACUGUAGAUUCAUUGAACUUCACAGGACAUAUACAUGCCAUGCAGUCAAACAUUGCUCCAUUUUAAUUCUAAAUAAAAUUAGUUGAAGAUACUGUCAGUACUGCAAACUGCAAAAAUGUCACCGUUACCAUGUCGGGUUUUCGAGGAGAUCUGUAAGAAAUGACCGAAACAAAAAGAAAAAGGAGACGCCAAAGCAAGAAUGCUCAGAAAGUUACACAAUGACAGCAGAAUUAGAGAAUCUAAUUGAAAGGAUUCGCAAAGCGCACCAGGAAACCUUCCCUUCUCUGUGCCAGCUGGGGAAAUAUACUACAAAUUCCAGUGCUGACCAUAGGGUACGGCUUGACCUGGGUUUGUGGGACAAAUUCAGUGAACUUGCUACAAAGUGCAUUAUCAAAAUAGUGGAAUUCGCUAAACGGUUGCCUGGCUUCACAAGUUUGACCAUUGCAGAUCAGAUCACACUUCUCAAAGCUGCCUGCUUGGACAUCUUGAUUCUCCGGAUCUGCACCCGAUACACCCCAGAGCAAGACACGAUGACCUUCUCCGAUGGCCUUACGUUGAACAGGACUCAGAUGCACAAUGCAGGUUUUGGGCCCCUGACAGACCUUGUCUUUACAUUUGCCAAGCAACUCCUGCCACUGGAAAUGGACGACACUGAAACUGGCCUCCUGAGUGCCAUCUGCUUGAUCUGUGGGGAUCGGCAAGAUCUGGAAGAUGCCGGAAAAGUGGACAAAUUGCAAGAACCACUUCUAGAAGCUUUAAAGAUUUACAUACGCAAAAGAAGACCCAAUAAGCCCCAUAUGUUCCCAAAGAUAUUAAUGAAAAUCACAGAUCUCCGGAGCAUAAGUGCAAAAGGUGCAGAACGUGUCAUCACACUUAAAUUGGAGAUCCCCGGAUCAAUGCCGCCCCUCAUUCAAGAAAUGCUGGAAAACUCGGAAGGGCAUGAUCCCCUGGCACCUACAGCAGACACUAGCACAGAAAGUCAUGGGCGAAGCAGUGGAGCACUAGAAGCCAGUCCCAAUCCCACUCUGUCUCCCAGCACUGCAGGCAAUGGACCAAACAGCAAUGUACCAAACACACAGUGAAAUGGCCCUGCAGUGAUCGCCUCCAUUCCCGAACAUGGUGUUUUCAUUUUUUUCCUUUUUUACUUUGGACAAGCAAGACCCGAAGGACCAGGACGAUGACAAUAUAGUCACCAUUAAAACAUUGACCGCAAUGGACUUUGGAGUAUGGGAAUACUGAGAAAUAACCAGUGUUCGUCAAGUUCCGCCCUCAGAGAUUAUAUGCAGUCAGUUCAAAGGCAGAUACCUGGUAAAGUCCGUCUGUAUAUCCGCUGUUGCAUGCCGGGAAGAAGCUGUGGAAAUGGUGACAAACUCUGAUUAUUACAUUAUUUUGCAGAGUUAUUCCUCGAUGUAUACUCACUUUCUAUGCUGGAGUUUCUGGUGCUUUCUCAUUGCCUUGCAUAUCAUGUUUAAAUACAUACACCAAAUUAUGGAACAAAGCCUAAACACGUAUGUCAGGUGAUUUAUGGUUGUAGGAUUCUCUGAUUUAUUCUUAAUGUUACUGUUGUAUUUUCCUGCAUUUCUUAUUCAGAAUAGCCUGAAGGCUGGAAUUUUACCCUCAGUGCACCAGCAUUCAAUUUUGUCAAAUAAACAAGGACAUAUUUCCACCUUCUUUUGCAAUGGAAAAGAGAGUUCGAUAUUUUAAUUUUUUAAAUGCUAUCAUUAUGUGUCGCUGGUAUUUGUUACCCACUGACACACAGUUAGCCUACACUACCAUGUUCUUUAUAUGAGUGUUUACACUUCACAAGCACUUAAAUAACAAUUUUUUAAAGAAAAGAGAAAGCAAUUCUCUGCAGACACUAAGUCAGAACAUGAUAUUUUUGCAGUAGGGUUCAUCCAUUGCUCAUUGACUUUGUACUAGCAUCCAAAGCUAGUAAAAUAUGUUUUUUUAUUAUUACAGCUGUGCAAAUUCAUUUCACGUUCAGCAUCAGAUCAAGGCGUAAAGUAAAAUGCUGCAUGUUGUUGGCAGUAAAGAUAGCCUCCAAGGCACAACACUUUUCAGUGUUAUUUUGUUGUUUUAUUUGCUUGUACAUGAGCCAGUAAGUAAAUUUCACCUGGUGGCUGACGCACAUUAUAUCUCUCUGCAGAAGCGUGUAACUAUUGUAGAUUUGUUCUUGAGUACAGUAAUUUGAGUUUAUUGAAUCAUUCUUGUGUCUAAAGCACUAGUGGGAUGUUGUUUUUUAGUAUUAGGACUGCUCUUACUUUUACUGGCUCUGUUUGUACAUUGAAAUUGUUUAACAAUGCUUUCUAUGUUCAUAUACUGGUUAUCUUUUCCAUUAAGUUUCCUGGCAAAAGAAUAAAGUAUAUU
Messenger RNA from Leucoraja erinaceus (little skate), 3082 nucleotides. Its product is annotated as retinoic acid receptor beta-like. The record is from RefSeq and is a predicted model, not a curated record. Gene Ontology annotation, biological process: regulation of transcription by RNA polymerase II; cellular response to corticotropin-releasing hormone stimulus; retinoic acid receptor signaling pathway. Gene Ontology annotation, cellular component: transcription regulator complex; nucleus. Gene Ontology annotation, molecular function: nuclear receptor activity; RNA polymerase II cis-regulatory region sequence-specific DNA binding; nuclear glucocorticoid receptor binding. Lineage: Eukaryota; Metazoa; Chordata; Chondrichthyes; Rajiformes; Rajidae. The transcript is spliced from 13 exons.